This is a messenger RNA of Orycteropus afer afer, 3075 nucleotides long. It is a transcript of the gene ABCD1, whose product is annotated as ATP binding cassette subfamily D member 1. The transcript has 13 exons. The record is from RefSeq and is a predicted model, not a curated record. Gene Ontology annotation, molecular function: ABC-type transporter activity; ATP binding; long-chain fatty acid transmembrane transporter activity. Bases 1 to 3075 code for a protein of 1024 amino acids. Lineage: Eukaryota; Metazoa; Chordata; Mammalia; Tubulidentata; Orycteropodidae. Gene Ontology annotation, cellular component: peroxisome; peroxisomal membrane. Gene Ontology annotation, biological process: long-chain fatty acid import into peroxisome; very long-chain fatty acid catabolic process; fatty acid beta-oxidation.
AUGCAUCUCUGGGGGAACUCCCAGCCCUUAGGCCUCUCUGCCCUGAGGCAAAGGCCUCAAGUUGCAACAGAGCGCUUGCUAGGCCAGGGACCUGCUCAGACGCCAUCUGACGUGCCCCCUCUUCCAACCAAGCGGGGCUUUCUCCAAAGCGGGGAGGCGGCGCCCCGCCCCCCCCCCCGCCACCUCGGGGAGCCCGGAGGCCCUACCCCCAACCCUUCCAACGGGCCCAGAGAAACCCAGCAGCCCUCCCUGAGGCUGCAGCAGGGGCCGCAGAGGGAGGCCAAGGCAAAACCAGCCUUCCGGCGGCGGCUGCGGCCCCGAGAGAGAAAGUUCGAGAAAAAUCAGUCUUCUAGGAAACCAGAGGUGCCCUUCCUGGCAACCAGACCAGUAACCCCGGCCUCACCCACCGCAAGCUCGAGGCCCUUCCCGCUCGGGCCGGGCUGCCUCCUGCGGCUCCCGACGUGGCCCAGGCCCCGCACGACCGCCCCGCCGACUCGGGACCUCAACCCGCUCGCGGCUCCACCUCGCACCCUGCCAGCUCCUCUGGAAGGCUCGCCGCCCGCGCACACCCCGGGCUGGGCUCCGCCCGCAGACGAAGCCCCGCCGCCCGACUCCCGAGCCCGGCGCUCUGGCUCUCCUGCCGCACUGGCGGAGCGCCCCUCAGUCGCGGCCCUUUCCCGGCUAGCAGCCCCACCGCUCCCGUCCAGGGGCCUGAGGCCCUCGGCACGCAGGCCGCUCACCGAGCUUCCCACAGGCAAAGCGCACGCACCGCCGCUGCCGCCGCCAAACUCUCCCACCACAGCGCCGGUGCUCUCCACCCCUCGGCCUUCGAGGGUGACCACGCUGAAACGCACAGCUGUGGUCCUGGCUCUCACCGCCUAUGGAGCCCACAAACUCUACCCCUUGGUGCGGCAGUGUCUGGCUCCCGCCAGGGGAACCCUGGGGCCGGUGGGGCAGCCCCUGCAGGAGGCCAAGGCCAGCGUGAACCGGGUGUUCCUGCAGCGACUCCUGUGGCUUCUGCGCCUGCUCUUCCCCCGGGUCCUGUGCCGGGAGACGGGGCUGCUGGCCCUGCACUCGGCUGCUCUGGUGAGCCGCACUUUCCUGUCGGUCUACGUGGCCCGCCUGGACGGACGGUUGGCCCGCUGUAUCGUCCGCAAGGACCCACGGGCCUUCGGCUGGCAGCUCCUGCAGUGGCUUCUCAUCGCCCUACCUGCCACUUUCGUCAACAGUGCCAUCCGUUACCUGGAGGGCCAGCUGGCCCUCUCCUUCCGCAGCCGUCUUGUUGCCCAUGCCUAUGGCCUCUACUUCUCCCAGCAGACCUACUAUCGAGUCAGCAACAUGGACGGGCGCCUUCGCAACCCUGACCAGUCCCUGACAGAGGAUGUGGUGGCCUUUGCUGCCUCUGUGGCCCACCUCUACUCCAACCUGACCAAGCCACUGUUGGACGUGGCCGUGACCUCCUACACCCUGCUCCGGGCAGCCCGCUCCCGUGGGGCUGGCACAGCCUGGCCCUCGGCCAUCGCCGGCCUCGUGGUAUUCCUCACAGCCAACAUCCUGCGGGCCUUCUCCCCCAAGUUUGGGGAGCUGGUGGCAGAAGAGGCCCGGCGGAAGGGGGAGCUACGCUACAUGCACUCUCGUGUCGUGGCCAAUUCAGAGGAGAUUGCCUUCUAUGGGGGCCACGAGGUGGAGCUGGCCCUGCUACGGCUCUCCUACCAGGACCUGGCCUCGCAGAUCAACCUCAUCCUGCUGGAGCGCCUGUGGUACGUCAUGCUGGAGCAGUUCCUCAUGAAGUACGUGUGGAGCGCCUCAGGCCUGCUCAUGGUGGCUGUCCCCAUCAUCACUGCCACCGGCUACUCCGAGGCAGACUCAGAGGCAGUGAAGAAGGCUGCCUUGGAGAAGAGAGAGGAGGAGCUGGUGAGUGAGCGCACCGAAGCCUUCACCAUCGCCCGCAACCUCCUCACGGCUGCUGCGGAUGCUAUCGAGCGCAUCAUGUCAUCAUACAAGGAGGUGACAGAGCUGGCUGGCUAUACAGCCCGGGUCCAUGAGAUGUUCCAGGUCUUCGAAGAUGUCCAGCACUGUCGUUUCAAGAGGCCUGGGGAGCCUGAGGAUGCCCCGGGGGAUUCUGGGGCUGUUGUGAGGCAUGGUGUCCGUGUGGAGGGGCCCCUAAAGAUCCGAGGCCAAGUGGUGGAUGUGGAGCAGGGCAUUAUCUGUGAGAACAUCCCCAUCAUCACACCCACGGGAGAGGUGGUGGUAGCCAGCCUUAACAUCAGGGUGGAGGAGGGCAUGCACCUGUUGAUCACGGGCCCCAACGGCUGCGGCAAGAGCUCCUUGUUCCGGAUUCUGGGCGGGCUGUGGCCGGCGUACAGCGGGGUGCUCUACAAGCCCCCGCCCCAGCGCAUGUUCUACGUCCCCCAGAGGCCCUACAUGUCCCUGGGCACCCUGCGGGAGCAGGUCAUCUACCCUGACUCGGUGGAGGACAUGCGCAGGAAGGGCUUCUCAGAUCGGGACCUGGAGGCCAUCCUGGACAUUGUGCACCUGCGUCAUAUCCUGCAGCGUGAAGGAGGUUGGGAGGCCGUGUGUGACUGGAAGGACGUGCUGUCGGGCGGGGAGAAGCAGAGGGUCGCCAUGGCUCGGAUGUUCUACCACAGGCCCAAGUAUGCCCUCCUGGACGAGUGCACCAGCGCCGUCAGCAUUGACGUGGAAGGCAGGAUCUUCCAGGCGGCCAAGGACGCAGGCAUUGCCCUGCUCUCCAUCACCCACCGCCCCUCCCUGUGGAAGUACCACACCCACCUGCUGCAGUUUGACGGGGAGGGCGGCUGGAAGUUCCAGAAGCUGGACUCAGCGGCCCGCCUGAGCCUGACCGAGGAGAAGCAGCGACUCGAGCAGCAGUUGGCGGGUAUCCCCAAGAUGCAGAGGCGCCUGCAGGAGCUCUGCCAGAUCCUGGGGGAGUCUGCGGUCCCCGGGCAGCCCCCGGCCGCCCGCCUGGCAGGCCCUGGGCUCGCCCCAGGCCAGCGAGCUCACGUGUCCUUCCCCCAGCCCAGCUCCCUGGGCGGUGCCCACCGGGAGUGCGCCUGA